AGCCUGGUUGAAUAGACGUCAGCGACUCGUGUGAAGUGUAUUGACUUUUGUUGCGCAUGUGCAGUGGAUGCUGAUGUAAUCGUCUGUAGAAUUUCUCACAGCUGUGUGCCAGUUCUGCCUGGAGAAUUUUAUCGUUAUCAUCCUCCGCCUUUUCCCCAGACCUGACCACUAUGUCUGACAUUUUUGUGGCCUUUCCAUCAGUAACGAAGAACAACACAGUGAUAUUUGGAAAGAAUUCAAACCGCCCUCCAUCAGAGGUACAGGAAGUGGUCUACUGCUCGGGGGCACAGCAUGCCCCUGGUUCGAAGGUCAAGUGUACGUUUGUGGAGGUAGAUCAGGUUGAUGAGACCUAUAACGUGAUCCUCAGUAAGCCAACAUGGUGCUGGGGCGCAGAAAUGGGGGCCAAUGACAAGGGUGUGUGUGUGGGCUGUACCUCCGUCUGGACCAAACUUUGUCAUCAGGGAGAACAUGCUGACAAACUCAUAGGUGUAGACUUUGUCAGACUGGCUCUAGAGAGGGCAAAGUCUGCUCGUGAGGGUGUGGACAUCAUAACGUCCCUACUGGAGAAGUACGGCCAAGGAGGACAGAACACCAAUGAUGUGAAUUUCGGCCAGUGGACAUACAACAAUUCUUUCUUGAUAGUGGACAAAUCAGAGGCCUGGGUGCUGGACACCGCUGGUCAGUUUUGGGCUGCGAAGAAAUUUACAUCUGGCGUCCACAACAUCUCCAGUGCUCUGUCCAUCGACAUGGAGAUGGAUCUAACGUCUCCUGGACUAACAGAGGCGGCCAUUUCGGCUGGAUACUGGAAGGCUGACCAGGGAACAUUUAAUUUUGCGCAGGCAUUUGAUGCGGAAUUCUCCGGAUUAUCAUUAGCUGAGACACAGCUGCCAAGUAAUCGUGUAAAAAAAGGGAGAGAACUGAUGGAGAAAAUGGUUGACAAGGGAAAAUUUUCACUAGAGAAUAUGAUAGAAAUUCUUCGCGAUGAAGAGAGCAGCAUCAAUUUCGCUGGUGACAUUUUAACAGUCGGAAGUCAAGUUUCGAUGUUGAACGCCACAACGUCAGAAUCUCCCGACAGUCAUUGGUUCACUGGAACACCAAACACCUCUGUGUCAGUCUUCAAACCAUUCAUCUUCUGCCCAGAUAUCGACAUUGGCGAUAUUACAGUGGCUCCCUCUGUUGACAAACAUCACAAAUUGUAUGAUGCUCAUGAAAAGAAGCGAACAUUAAUGGAGGGAAAAUGUGCGUCUGGUGAAAAGCUCCUUGGAAUCAUGAUGGCAUUGGAACGCCAGUGUUUGAUAGACAUACAGGAUUACCUACAGAAUUUUUCUAAAGACUUGAUUGAUGAAUCUCGUGACCUUUUCAAAGACGUGGCAGAGUCAGAGGUCAAGUUCUACCGAUGAACAAAUUAAAACAAAUCAUGCAAAGUUGUGAAAUUUACAUUUGUGCUUUAUCUUAUCAAAAUUGGAUUCCAAACUGGAAAACAGAUUUGAUUUGAGUUGUUCCAGUUAAAUGAAAAUCCAUUUUUCCCUUAAAAAUAUUGUGCAUCAAAGUACAUAGUCGAAGCCAAGAGUGAGCUUUCAAUAUUCUCACAUAGCUUUUCUCCUUAGAUUUCUGAUCAUGUGAUAUAUAACAUUCAGUAAAACCUGCUUUAGUCAAACUCUGUCCAGCGUUCCUAAUAUUAGCCCAUGUCUGGUAAUAUGAAUCAAUAAGCCCAUACCUGGUAAAAUAAAUCAAUAAGCCCAUGUCUGGUAAUAUGAAUCAACAAGCCCAUGAUUGGUAGCAGAUCCAUCUGCAUCUAUUGUAGUUCAGGAGCUCUAUUUCAUUGACCUGCAAUAGCCCACCCACUACUUCAAAUCAAAGUUUUGUGCUGUCCCUGGGCUUAUCGUCUCAUCCUGAUCAAAUUAAUGAUAGAUAUUUGACGUAAUCAUAUUCUUAAUGCUGAUCAAUCAAAUAUCUGGUCACACAAAAAGGUUGUUUGGUUCCGAAGUAAUGGAUUUAAUCUAGAAAAAUUGUUCAGUGUCUGUAAAAUUCAAUCCCAGGCCCCAAUUUCAUCAAUAUUUUUUAACUUAAGGAAAGUUCCCUAAUUAGCUAAGGUUGUUUUUUUCCUUAAAUCCAAUAAUGGUUUCCUAUAUAGAAUGUUUAGCUGUUUCCUUAUUGAUAACUCGAGGGAUGUUGAUCAAAGUGGGACCAGAUCCAAUCCACAUUCUGGUAAAGUUUGUCAUUUAGAGAGUCCACAUUAUCAAAAGCUGGCUGUUUUGAUUAUCUGGAUGUCUAUAAUUAUAUUUUGAUGUUUUGUAGAGUUUGGCUUAGCUAGUUUUACUCCAGUGAUACCGACAACAUUCCAUUAUUCUCAUGUAUUUAUGCCUUUUCCGUGCUGUAAGCUUACAGUCUUGUUAGACCAGCAUGAUUCUUCAGAACAAUUUCACCAAGAAUAAGCUUGUAGAGUGUGUUUAUGGUAGAAUUUUAAUUAGUCCCCCACCAGAACUGUCGGAGGGGACUCUUUAGUCAUUGGUAAAUAAAACAUUAUCUGUCCGUCCAUACAAUCUUGCUAUGAUAAUGUUCAUAACACCCAGAAGAUUACCAAGCCUGGUUUAUAUGAGUGUGUGUAUCAAAAGUAGGUCACUGUAACCUUCAUAUAAGUCUUAACUGUAAAUGUUUUUCUCUGCAUCAUAGCUUCCAGAAGCACCAAGUAUUUUAACAUUUGAUAGUUGUAAAACUUAAUACAACCGUCGUACAAAGUGAAGGAUUAUCUCCCUUACGUUUUUGUCAAAGAUCACUACUUUCAUUUUGGCAUGACUGUGGUCUUUUUUAAUUGGUUCAUUGCAAGAGCAUGUAAGGCGAAGGCAGAAUCUUGUAGUAGUUGGUGACUACCUCACUGAAUAACAUACCUGGAUACCCAUUGCACAUUUCCCAUUGCAAUUGUGGUACAGUGAGUGUGUCUUUCCCAAAGAUAAAAACAAGACAGCACAGUUGUCUACAUUUGCAUGAUAUUAACUUUCAGAAGAAAAUAAUCGACCGGGAAGAGGAUCAACCACACACCUAGGAUCACUUCUUAUAAGGUCAUAUUAGACUAAUACUCUAACAAAUGACUUAUCACAACCAUCUCCCACUUAACAAAAAUGUAGGAGUUUUUUGUCCUAAGUUUCAUCAAAUCAGUCGUCUUGUACUGGUGGGGGACUUUAUUAAUUGUCCUUAGGGCAAUGUCUCGUUCAUUAGAUUUCCUCAAUGUUUUGUUCUGUUUUCUUGUAACUGCUUUUGAGAUUUUGUGAAUGUUUUGCCAAUAUUCUGUGAUUAAUUUAAAUAUGAUAUAGUUAGAACUAAGAUUUAUAGAAGAUUUUCUGUGAAUUGUGAAUUAUGACAUUUUUUUUCCCACUUAUUAUUACGCUUCCAUUGAUAUCUCGGAUCUUGCCAAAUGUAGUGUUAUUAUCCACAAUAUUUAUUACUAUUUUUUAAAAUUUAUUUUAAAUUUGACAUGAUAAAUAUUAACAACAAAACACUGCAUGGGACAAAAUUUAGUUGAGCCUAUGUCUUUCUGAACAGUGUUAAGGUCACAUUCCUUAGAAAGGGGACAUAACUCCUGAAUCCUGUAGAGAGUAUCUUUUUAAAGGGGACACAACUCUGAAUUCCUGUAGAGGACAUUGUGAGAACACCUGUUUUAAUCUGUUUAAAGGGAAGUGAGAAAAUGUUUACUUUCUUAAAUAAACAACUGCAGAUCUUUAAAGUGUUCUAUUUAAAACGUUCACAAAUAAUUAUUUAAAUAUAUAUAUUAUAUUCAUUAGUUCAGAUUUAAAUGGUGAACAAUUUUUUAUAUGCAUACCAGAAAAAAUCUUGGUGAGCAAUAUUGUACAGGAUCAAGCAUUCUGAUCUACCACAGUUAUGUCCCUUUGUCCCAUUCUAUUGGUGUCAUGUUUAGGAUUUGCUUUUUAAAACAUCUUUACUGUAUUUAUUAUAAUGCAAUAUAGAUAUACACAUAUUCAGAUAUUUUAUUAGAGUUUAUGGCAUUAAAUGUAUAUUUGUAUAUAAAUGUGGUAGAAUUUGAUCUACAAUAAAGUCACAACCUGCUUUGGUGGUCUGAAGCCGCUAUCAUAUUUAUUUUCACAAUAUCAAAUUAUAGCACGUAACCAGAUUUAAAAGAAUGUGUUGGUAUAAUGAUGAAUUAGUGCAAGCAUCAUACAAUUAAUGUACUUACAGUAGAAAACAAUUAACAAAACCUGCAAUAAGUGAAAAUCACAAAAAAAAACCAUGUAUAAUGUGUAAAAUGUAUCUGCCAUGUGUGAUACACUUAUAAAGAUGAAUAUUAUUGUUUAUGCAUUAAGUGAAUCUUUGCUCAUGUUUUAUUUAUAAAAUGUAGAAUGCAUAUUAUAUUGUAUUUAUCUGGAAAUGAGCUCAUGUCUAGUAAAAAGCCAAUCAAUAUAUAUAUCUGUCAUUAUUUAGUAAAUCAAAUGAAAUGUGACUGUCCUGUUAUAAGUCCAACCCUGAAUUUGAACAGGUAUGAAAUAAUAUGAUGGAUCCCUGGGCUUAUUUUAGGAUAAAUACGGGAUCGAGAGAAAACACAUUGUUAGAUCAUAGUGACGGAAUUACGAUUCAUGUAAUGCUUUUGUGUAUGAGCAGUAAAUAAUUAUUUGAAAUAUGUAA
Molecule: messenger RNA, 4635 nt
Organism: Pecten maximus
Lineage: Eukaryota; Metazoa; Mollusca; Bivalvia; Pectinida; Pectinidae
Product: secernin-3-like
Exons: 6
Coding region: 171-1400 (409 amino acids)
Biological process (GO): proteolysis
Molecular function (GO): cysteine-type exopeptidase activity; dipeptidase activity
Source: RefSeq, a predicted model, not a curated record